Molecule: messenger RNA, 3790 nt
Organism: Ictalurus punctatus (channel catfish)
Lineage: Eukaryota; Metazoa; Chordata; Actinopteri; Siluriformes; Ictaluridae
Product: actin-binding protein WASF3
Exons: 9
Coding region: 494-2005 (503 amino acids)
Biological process (GO): actin cytoskeleton organization; positive regulation of Arp2/3 complex-mediated actin nucleation
Cellular component (GO): cytoskeleton
Molecular function (GO): protein kinase A regulatory subunit binding; actin binding; Arp2/3 complex binding
Source: RefSeq, a predicted model, not a curated record
GCCCAAAUGAAUCAUUCUGGUUCUUUCCAGGUUCCACAAGAGGAUGAUCCGCGAGAGGAAGUCCUGUCACACCACAAGCCGUGACAUGAAUAAUCUGUCCAGUAAACAGUCUGUCAGGGAAUAAGACAAGCUUAAAACUGAACGCUAAGGCUGUCGCUUCGAACCAAAACGAAUCCAAUACAUUUAUUUCACCCAUUUUACCCGCUGGGGUGGUGGUCGACGAGUUCCGCGCAUGCGCCGUGGCGUCUCUGCUGCGGUGCGCCGGCUGCCAAGGAAACGCGCGCGCGUGCACGCGGAGGAGGCGCGCCCCCUUCCAUCCGAUUCUCAGUAGAGCCGCUCCUGAUCUCCUCCUCCUCCUCCUCCUCCUCAGCACCGUGUCCACAAUCACACCGUGACCAUGGCGCAGGUCGGUAAAGCCCACGGCUCGUGAGGUGUAACCGAGGAGCUGCUGCUGGAGUGAACAGAGAGGGAGGAGAGCAUCACCGCUGCAGCCAUGCCACUGGUGAAGCGGAGCAUUGAGCCCAGGCACCUGUGUCGAGGAGCGCUGCCUGAAGGUGUGACCAGUGAGCUGGAGUGUGUGACCAACAGCACUCUCGCGGCCAUUAUCAAACAGCUGGGAGGACUCAGUAGACAUGCAGAGGACAUCUUCGGAGAGCUGUUUAACGAAGCUAACAGCUUCUAUAUGCGUAUGAACAGCCUGCAGGAGAAAGUGGAUCUGCUGGCAGUGAAGGUCACACAACUCGACUCCACUGUUGAAGAGGUUUCCCUGCAAGACAUCAACAUGAGAAAGGCCUUCAAGAGCUCCACUAUCCAGGACCAACAGGUGGUCUCCAGAAAUUCCAUCCUGAACUCAGUGAUGGAGAUGUACCAACGCUGUGACAAGCCACCUCCUCUCAACAUCCUCACUCCAUACAGAGAUGACAAGAAGGACGGCCUGAAGUUUUAUACAGACCCCUCGUACUUCUUUAACCUCUGGAAGGAGAAAAUGCUGCAGGCCACAGAGAACAAGAGAAAGGAAAAGAGAAGGCAGAAGCAAGAGCAGAAACAUCUCGAAGAUCCGACUCGAGAAGUGAAGAAGGUGAGGAAGGCUCGAAACCGGCGUCAGGAGUGGAACAUGAUGGCUUAUGACAAGGAGUUCCGUCCAGACACUCGCCUCACGCCGUCUCCAUACCACGGCGUCUCGUCUGAAGGCUCCUUAUCUCCGGACAGGUCUGGAAUGUCGGAUGAGCACUCGUACCCCACCAGCCCCAACCACCCUCAGGAUACAGGUGGCACAGGAAGUGAUGGGAAGGACACCGGCCCCACCCAGACCCAGUCCCUGGAUCGUGCGUAUCGGCCCCCUGUCUCCACCUCCGCCAGCACCCGCCAACACUCAUUGGGUCGUGUGCAGCAGCAUCAUGGAGCUCCGCCCCCUGACCCCUCCGUUAAUGGCCCCCGACCUUCUGCUGCCAAAGAUUACAGUGGCCAUCAGAUGCAGGAACAUUUCAUCCCUCCUGCUCCUCCUCCUCCUCCCCCAGUAAUCCCCUCGGCUCAGACAGCCUUCGACAGCACCUCUGUUCCACCGGCUCUGGCACCGGGAACAGUGUCAGCUCUGUCACGUCCCUACAGCCCGUCUCCUCCGCCUGUACCACCUUCAGCUUAUGUCCCGUCUCCUUCCCACCCUGUGAGCGCUGGAGGUCCUCCAGUUGCCCCGCCCCCUCCACCUCCAGGACCCCCCACACACGCUCCAUCACCGGCCAGAGCUACUGCGCAUCCAUCUGGAGAGGGUACGCUGCCCAGGAAGGGCACGGUGCCCCUGAUACCCAUAAGUGACGCUCGCAGCGAUCUGCUGGCUGCCAUCCGCAGAGGUAUCCAGCUACGUAAAGUGCAGGAGCAGAGAGAGCAGGAGGCGAAGAAGGAGCCGGUGGGUAACGAUGUGGCCACCAUUUUGUCUCGCCGCAUCGCUGUGGAGUACAGUGAAUCAGACGAGGACUCUGAGCCCGAGGAGAACGAGUGGUCUGACUGAGGAGAGAACCUGACCGGUCAUGUGCUGUACACACUGCUGCUAAUUUCCCGCACCAGAACACACACUCUCUUCAUACAGACAGACAGACAGAGGGACAGACAGACAGAGGGACAGACAGAGGGACAGACAGACAGACAGAUAGACAGACAGACAGAGGGACAGACAGACAGACAGACAGACAGGGGGACAGACAGAGGGACAGACAGACAGACAGACAGAGGAACAGACAGACAGAGGGACAGACAGACAGCCAGAGGGACACACAGACAGACAGACAGACAGAGGGACAGACAGACAGAGGGACGGACAGACAGACAGAGGGACAGACAGACAGAUAGACAGACAGACAGACAGAUGAACAGACAGACAGGGGGACAGACAGACAGACAGACAGGGGGACAGACAGACAGGGGGACAGACAGACAGACAGAGGAACAGACAGACAGAGGGACAGCCAGACAGCCAGAGGGACACACAGACAGACAGACAGACAGAGGGACAGACAGACAGAUAGAGGGACAGACAGAGGGACAGACAGGGACAGACAGAUAGACAGAGGGACAGACAGACAGAUAGACGUAUUUAUUACCAACUACACAAGAGUAAAAAUAAGAGCAGGGAAAGGUGCAGUGGAGAGAAGGCAGGACUGAGUGAGAGGAAGAAGGGAGCGUGCAAUAGAAAGGAUGUGUGGAACGGCAGAAGAAAGAUGAGAGCGAGGGAUGGAAGAAAUAGAAGAAAUAGCAGUGUGGCUGGUUGGUGACGUUUAUAUUGUACGUAAGCACAGAAGUCUAUCAUACAGUGAGAACUUAAAAAUACAAUAUAUGUAUUUGUUCCUUCAGAGUUGUUCAACGUUGCCAAGAAUACUUUACUUGUUGUGUGCUUUUGAUUAGAGUUUUUAAUAUUUGUCCAGAGAAUUAUAAACGUGUAACAGUACACAUUUCACCAAAACAUCCAUUUAGCAGUGGUAUAUACUGUAUACUGUAUAUAUACACACACACAUGUAUUAGCUUUAUAUAAAGAUAAGAAGCAUGAUAGAGUACUGCUUCCACUACCAGUCUCUCCAGGAUGUCUGUCUGCGUAUGUGAUACUCUCAGUAAAUGAUUAUUAUUAUUAUUAUUAUGGACGCUGAACACGCCGCUCAGCAGUACACCUAUAACCAGAUCCGCAGUACCGUGAUCCGACCGCUGCUGUACCACACUUUCCACAACUCUCAAUGAUCAGAUAUUUCAUUUGUCACUUUGUUUAAUUGUUGAGUGUUGUGGUGCGUAACUUAGUGACUUGUUUAUCCUUCUCAGUGGAUGCUUAUGGACAUUACUGAAUCUGAAUCUGAAAGUCAUGACCUUCUUGUUUUUUUUUCUUUCUUUCUGUAAAAUUAAUGAUCAAAGAUGGCAUUAAGUAAUGUGUGUGUGUGUGUGUGUGUGUGUGUGUGUGUGUGUGUGUGGAGGUUGGAUGUUGGUAGAGAGUGAGCUACUAAUAUCUAAAGUUUAUGUUGUGAUAUGUUUCACACACCUCCAGCUGUUAGAUGUAUGUAAACAUAACUAAAUGCUCCCACAGCUGGACUCGACACAGUUGGUGGUCUGUUGUGAUCCGUCAUUACCAUAUGUAAUUUAUAACUACAUUAUUAAUGUGUUUUACAAUUUAUUGUAUAGAUUUUUGUAACACUGCUUGUAAGAUGAAUUUGGGUAUCUAAGUAUAAAAGAACUAUUUAUCACAUGGAACAAAUAUAGAUCAAAUAUGCAUGUGUGCGUAGUUAAUAAAACAGAGUAAAAAACGUUAUGAAUGAUA